Molecule: messenger RNA, 766 nt
Organism: Lytechinus variegatus (green sea urchin)
Lineage: Eukaryota; Metazoa; Echinodermata; Echinoidea; Temnopleuroida; Toxopneustidae
Product: probable thioredoxin-2
Exons: 3
Coding region: 1-525 (174 amino acids)
Cellular component (GO): cytoplasm
Molecular function (GO): oxidoreductase activity, acting on a sulfur group of donors, disulfide as acceptor; protein-disulfide reductase activity
Source: RefSeq, a predicted model, not a curated record
AUGGCAGCAAGACUGUUCCUGAACAGAGGGCUAGUAAUGAGACCAACAGCUUGGACCUUUGCGAGAAAGGCUUCUCAUGGACCAGGACCAAUGAUACUUGGUCUCAAACCUGCAUCAAUAGCACCGGCCGUACAGAGAUUCCCUCAGAUUCUUGUCAAUUCUUCAGCGCCAUUUCACAACAGCAGCCAUCUCCUUGAUGAGAAUAACUUCAUCAUCCAAGAUAGGGAUGACUUCCAGAAGAAGGUUCUUGAGAGUGAAUGUGUGGUCAUUGUUGACUUCCAUGCAGAAUGGUGCAACCCCUGCAAGGCUCUCGCUCCAGUCCUUGACACAGUCCUGCAGAACACCAAGGGUCAGGUCAAGCUAGCCAAGGUUGACAUUGAUGAACUCCAAGACCUCGCCAUCGGCUUUGGAGUGGACUCCGUACCCACAGUGAUGGCCUUUAAGGGGGGUCAGAAGGUGUCUAAGUUCAUUGGUUAUCAGAGCCAGGACAAGGUGGAGGCUUUUGUAGAAAAACUACUCACAUGAAAAAGGACAUCCAUUGAGACUGGCUUUCAUGAACUGGUAAAAUUCUCUUUGACAAUUGAAGAAGAGAAAAUUAUCUUGACUUGACUAUUAUAGAUGAUUUUGCAAGAUUGUGAUAGGAUAGUUAUAAUUUUGCCAAAGAGCGGAUUAUGAACAACAGUCAAAUUUGAUUCAGUGAACUGUAUACUCGGUAUUUAUAGAUUAUAAAAUGAAGACUAUUCUUGAAAAUUAAAGAAAUUACUGA